AUGGUCAACCGGAAAUUAUUACAGCUAUCACUGCAAUCUUUAAUGGCUCAUGGUUGCUUGGAGGAAAAAGAAACCAAAGCUUUAAUCCAGAAAUGCUGCCAAUCUUGCGAAGAAAAUUUCUCCAAUGAUAUAUUCCGAUCGAUUAUUAAAGAAAUUAAUACUCGGAUUAAAAAAUUCUCAUUCGAAAUCCGCCAUGGAGCCUGUGAAGAUGACGAUGGCCAAGUGUACUAUUGCUAUUUAGAGCAAGUGGUAGCCUCACCCGACGGACUUGUAAUUGAAAAUACUAUUCUGCAAGCUAGGGAACAAUUUACUGCACGUGCUGCUCAGCGCUCGCUCGCUCGCUCGCUUUCUCACCUUGUCAAAGAAUUUCUUGAUCGACUAGUAUGUGAUAAAUGGUUAUCACGAACUGAAGAUAAAGAAUAUCACCUGGGUCCACGCUCUUUACUUGAUCUUCUGCCAUUCCUUCAAAAUAGAAUCAAUUCAAUUUGUUCUAUUUGUUCAUCUUUAGCCAUACGAGCCCAACAAUGCCCAAGCUGUCUAAGUAAAGCCCACGUUCAUUGCUUAUCAAGAUUUGCCAGUGGCAGGAAUUUUAUUAAAUGUCCACAUUGUGAUGAAGAUUGGAAAUGGAAGGAUUGUGAUUAA
This is a messenger RNA of Trichoplax adhaerens, 642 nucleotides long. RefSeq lists its product as uncharacterized. NCBI's taxonomy places the organism in Eukaryota, Metazoa, Placozoa, Uniplacotomia, Trichoplacea, Trichoplacidae. Gene Ontology annotation, molecular function: ubiquitin-protein transferase activity. The coding region runs from base 1 to 642 and encodes 213 amino acids. Gene Ontology annotation, cellular component: Smc5-Smc6 complex; nucleus. The record is from RefSeq and is a predicted model, not a curated record. Gene Ontology annotation, biological process: DNA damage tolerance; double-strand break repair via homologous recombination. The transcript has 7 exons.